UUGUCGCUCUCAUACAGUCGUUUCAGUUUCAAAUCAACCAUUAAACUGUGCACGCUUAGCAUUUUUUUGUGUUCGUAGAAUUUUUCAAAAAGCAUACACGAAACGAAUUAUUAAGAGCAUUUUCACCGUAGUACAAACUAAGUCACUAAAAUGGGAUCACCAAACCGGUUGAGAUCAUGUUGUGGAUGUGCUAGCUUAAAAGCUGGUACUAUUAUUGCAGGCACAUUAGGAAUUCUUCUGUCGAUUGCCACCAUUGCUAUAGUUGUCUAUGCAAAACUUGAUUAUAAGACAAUUAUUUUCGAUGAUAUUAUUCCAAAAUAUAUUAUUAAAAUUAUUUUAAUCGUCAAUUUGUGCAUGACAAUCAUUCUAUCAUCAUUACUGAUCAUCGGAGCAUUAAUCAAAAAUCAAUAUCUCUUUUUACCAUGGAUCAUUUUGGGUAUUAUGCUGUGUAUUGGUCUCUUAGUUGAUGUCAUUUACACGGCAGUUGUAGCUUUUCUUGACAAUAAAGUUGAAGCUGGUAUUUAUUGGCUUGUUUUUGGAUUACUUGCAGUUGUCAUUUACUUCUACAUGUGGGCAGUCGUAUUAUCACACUUUUUGCAACUCAAGGAACAAAACGAUCGGGGUCGAUACAGCAGAACACCAUAUAGAAGAUAGACACAAACUGAGUGAAAAUAAAAUGUAAUAACUUUUUUACUUAACAAUUUCUCACUUUAAAAGUAAGAGAUUAAAAUCAGGAACUUAAGC
Messenger RNA from Chironomus riparius, 744 nucleotides. The record is from the annotation of a GenBank genome assembly. Lineage: Eukaryota; Metazoa; Arthropoda; Insecta; Diptera; Chironomidae.